Messenger RNA from Teleopsis dalmanni, 646 nucleotides. RefSeq lists its product as uncharacterized. The transcript has 3 exons. Lineage: Eukaryota; Metazoa; Arthropoda; Insecta; Diptera; Diopsidae. The record is from RefSeq and is a predicted model, not a curated record. Bases 126 to 641 code for a protein of 171 amino acids.
GACGAUUAUGGUGUUUAGUAAUAAAAGUGCAGUAUAUCAGACAUAACGUCAUAUCUCGGUUAAAAUAUAUCAAGUUUAUUUUUUAAGAUACGGACGAGUAGUUUCCAGUACCAGUAAAACUGAAGAUGCCUUUCAGUCAUGUAAACCAAACAACAUCUUCCAAUAACCCAUAUAACAUAUUCGGUAUAGAAAAUUUAUUAACCAAUAUACCGCAUCGCCAAGAUAAUAACAAGAUAAGUACCAAAUGCAAAUCAGAUAAAUAUGGUAGCGAUGGUGAAUCAGUUGAGGAUGAAGACGAAAUUGAGAAUGAGACUUCUAUUGAUUGGUUCACACAGGCAGCAAAAGAUGAUGAGAAACUUGUCAGCAAUACAAAUUUAUUAAAUUAUAUAUGCAAUAAUGAGCCAAAAUCAGAGGGACCUACGGAAACUACAAUCCCGGCAACAGAAAGCGUAGCUGCACGUCGCUCGAUUGGAAGAAGUGCAUUACUAAGACUCGAGAGAAGACUGUGGCAAUCACUGCAAGAAUAUAAUAAUAGUGAUGCACCAUCGAAUGAGUCCAACGCACACCAUGAAAGUUCCAUUUUUGGAGACGAAAUAGAACUAAAUUUUUCUGAUGAUAGUGAAUCAAGCGAAGGCUUCUAAGCUAA